Molecule: messenger RNA, 288 nt
Organism: Rotaria socialis
Lineage: Eukaryota; Metazoa; Rotifera; Eurotatoria; Philodinida; Philodinidae
Source: the annotation of a GenBank genome assembly
AUGUUUCCAGUGGUCGAUGCGACUAUUUGUGCGGUCAACUGUUAUAAUGAACCACACAACAAAGUCCGUCAUAUAUCCAAAGCUACUGCAGGAUAUAUCGCAUCCAUUGGUUUUGGCGCAGGAGUGACGCUUUUGGUAGGCUCGACUGCUCCAAUUAUUGUUGUUGGUUGCGCAACAGGUGCAGCUUGUGCAAUCAUCAAUUGGGGUGUUGGAUACUUAAUAAAACCGAACGAUCGUGAAAACGAAAGAGCAAUCAACACUAUCGAAGUACCCACUGAAACAGAAUAA